Nematocida minor is the source of this 1572-nucleotide messenger RNA. RefSeq lists its product as uncharacterized. The coding region runs from base 1 to 1572 and encodes 523 amino acids. The record is from RefSeq and is a predicted model, not a curated record. The transcript has a single exon. Lineage: Eukaryota; Fungi; Microsporidia.
AUGCACACCAUCAAAAUAGUUAGCUUUGACGAAAAAGAAGUGGAAAUUAGAGAAAAAGAAAUGAAAACCAAAAAAAGAGUAGUGGAUGCAUACGACAUGGAGGAUCCGUUUUACCAGGAAGACGAAGCCGUGGCUACAUUUGAGUGUAAAUACAAGAACUUUUUCUGUCUAUCGGGGGAAAGCUUGGUGGAGAGAAAAAAGGAGGAAAAAGAAGAAAAAGCCAAAAAAGAAAAGAAAGAAACCAGCAGAGAAAGAUAUCUCAAGCAAAAACAGGAAAAGUUGGAAGAGUAUACAGCGGCUCCUGAAGAUGCCGAUAGAAUAAUAAAGGAGCUGGUUACUUUGGAGAUACUGACGGCACAGGAGCCGAGCAGAGACACCUUGCUAGACGAAAUAGUUAAGGUGAAGCCUGGAGAAGACAGAGAAAAAACAGGAGCAAAGAUCGAUGAGCUCAUGAGCAAAGAAGGACUGCAGAAUCUCCUGAAAGAGGCGGAAGAAGAGUGCAAAAAGAUAGUUGGCGAAAUAGAAGUAGAAAUAAAGAAAAAAAUAGAAGAGAGCGCCGAGAAAGAGACCGUAGACGAGAGCUCAAAAAUAACACAGCUGUCGUUUGAUGAUGACUUUUUGGAAAAGCUAACAAAGUACACGGAGAUAGAGUAUUUGUGUUUCUUCAUCAAACUGUUCCUCGCUGGGAAGAAAAGAAUACUAGAGCACAAAGUAAAAAAGAACAUAGUAAAAAUGCUCCAAGAAGUGUUUCCUGUGGAGUACAGAAGCAGUUCUCUGGGAAAAAAAAUCGCAUCCUAUGUGAUCAAAAAGAGAAGGUCUGAGCAGAGCAAAGAGUCGCAGUCUGAAGAGAACAUGGACAGCAAUAGCAACACAGAGGACGAGACUCCAGACACGCCCAUAAAAACCACAAAAACAGAAGAAUCUCUUAAUCCGAACGAAGAAGCUGCUAGCAACAUAGAAAACAUCUCCUCUAUCGGCUCCCCCAGUGAAAAAAGCAGUAUCGCAGAAGAAUUGGAACAUGUCUCUGAUGAAAAGCUGGAGUUACCGUCCAAAACUGAAACAGAUGAUGCAAGUGGCAAUAAUGCGCUGAAGAGCUUGCAAAAGUCUGCUCCUCUUAAAAAACCUCCUGUUCAAAGAAAGCGAAAAAUACCGCUUCCUAAAAAUAAAGAAGAAAAAGCUGUUACAUCCCCCAAUGGCGAUGCUGAUGAUAACACAGCAGAAAAUACAGCUGCAGAAGAUGAAGAUGAUAUAAAGGCUGCGCCUAUUCCAGAAGAGCUGAAGAGUGCAGAAGAGCCAAUAGAUACACUGCCAGAGGAUGUUACUGACACCCCCAGGAAGCUGCAGCCAGUAUCAGGCAAAAAAGUGCCAAAGAAAACAAAAGCCACUGCGCCUAAGCCUGUAAAAGCAAAGGCAAAAGAAACAAGAAAAAACAACAAAAGACAGAAAGAAGCAGCAGCACCAUCUAGUGAUAUAAAUAGUACAAAUGACGCAAAAGAAGAAGAGCCGGUAGCAGACAAAGCUGCUGAAGAAAAAGAAGAAAGUUUUUCACAAUAUGAUACAAUUAGCAUAUAG